Molecule: messenger RNA, 6295 nt
Organism: Carassius gibelio (silver crucian carp)
Lineage: Eukaryota; Metazoa; Chordata; Actinopteri; Cypriniformes; Cyprinidae
Product: rhomboid-related protein 1-like
Exons: 8
Coding region: 2203-3318 (371 amino acids)
Cellular component (GO): membrane
Molecular function (GO): serine-type endopeptidase activity
Source: RefSeq, a predicted model, not a curated record
CAUGAAAUCUGCGCGGGCUGGUUUGUGUUUCUUCCUCCUCGAACUGAGGCCGAAUUUAGCCAGACUCGUUCGGUAGCGACCAUCCCAACGCCACGGUCCGAGAGGGGAGGCUUUGGGCUUGGCGUGCGUGUGUCGUUUAAUCCCGAAUUCAUUGCGCCAUGAACUUUUUUUCCCCGAAAAUCAGCCCAAACCUACGAGAGCGGUGAUGUAUUUAGCAGAAUUCGCGCAAAAUUAACCCAAAACAACGACAUCGGGCUGGAAACCACCGAAUGUUUAUGAAAGCCAUAUCAACACACUCAAGGACAGGACGGGUUUGAUUCAUUUAAAACGUCGUUUUCGUUUUUAAUGAGAUGAAGUAGCUGACGAACUAACACAGUCCGGCCACCGAGUCCGCGUGACGUUUCUCCGAUUAUUUAUUGUUAAACCUUCUAUAAAUCAAAUGUGCGCCAAAUAAAGUGGCUCUCAUAUCGCAGCUCUUAUUCACACAUUUCAAGAGGUGUUAGUGCAAUGCAUGAGCUAUAGAUCUAAACGAGUAAAACGUUAUAGUAUAUAAACCAGUAGCUCCAAUGCUGAGAGAUCUGAGAGAAGAGCUCGGCUGUUAGGAAAGUUGCCAACGACCUAAAACCCAGCUUUACCGAUCAGAACCCAUCGGUUCCUUGGUCAGGUUCAUUAUAUCGAUCAGUGCAUGCAUUCCUGGUGGUUUGUGCGUUAUGGAUCCGAUUGAGAUAUUAGGACUGAUCAAACUGUGCUGAUGCUUUUAACGCUCGCGCAUUCUUUUGUUAUCUCUCGCUUGGCAGUGACACGCGUAUCCCGUCGGGUUACUUUCCCUCAUUUUCACACUGUUCACUUAUAAAGUCAUCUAUUUAGUGCAUGCUGCUAUCGCACAGGUUUAUUUCUAUCUCUCCUGCUUGUUCUGUUAUCCACAUUUUCAGGCUUGAUGGUGUUUCAGUCGGAACGCCAUCUUGAAUCUCUUCACUUUAAGGGUUUUCUGUUCACAUGUACUGUCUGCAAGCCCCUUUUACAGAACUUUUAAUUAGCCUUCUGGAUAUAUGUAAUUAAACUCAAGUUGAUAAAGCAGAUUAUUAGCCUUUUUUGUUUUUAUUAUUUUAGUUAGCGCUCAAGUUGGCGAUUGAAAGCUUGACAUUAACUCCUGCGCGCUGGAAUAAGACUAAAGCGGGACACUAUUCUAUUUUGUUAAUGUAAUAACUUUAUUUAAUCAUUUCCGCUAGACAGUUGUGGGCUCUUGAAGAUUUGUGUUAUGGCGUCUUUUGUUACAGAUUUGAACAGAAUGUCAGAAUAUAGUAGGUAUGGCGCACAAAGCACAUCUCACACUCUCUCUGUGAUGACAGCUUCACACGUGUGUGUGUGUGUGUGUGUGUGUGCACGCAUUUAUGUGAUCGACUAGUACAUCUCUUUGUGACAUAGGGUAAGGUGUCCACAUGUGUCUAUGCUCAAAACAACACCAGUCCAUGGUAAUAAGAUGCAUAGCUAUAUUGCAAUUCCCAUCAGGCAUCAUGCACUCUUAACAAAAAAGGUACAAAAGCUGUGACUGUGGCAAUGCUCUUUUAAAAUGUACUAACAUGCACCAUCUAUGCAAUAUGUACACAUUAGCUAUUAGCAUGUAUUUUCAAGGUACUAAAAUGCAAAUUUAGUGGGAAAUGGGGGAAAAAGACACACCUCCUCAGGGACUGCUUUUGUUUCUUGAGUUCUGUUCUGAAAUAUUUCUAAACACUGUAGAAAUUAGUUUGUGGCCCACAAUGCAAUGCAUUAAUUUCACAAAUAUAGAGGUCAAGAAAGUUGCAUAUGUACGAAAUAUUUAGUUUUAUGUAUCUUUAACUAAAAUUAACUGAUAUAUUAUUUAUUAUUUUUUUUCUGCUGAGAUGUGAAAAACUAAAUUACAGAUUGUUUGUCCUGGUCGGUGUGAGUAGCAUCUGUAUUGCACAUAUCUUAUGUUGUCAUAAUUACAUAGGACUAAAAAUAACAAUGUUGCUCAAGGAAAUAAUUACAUGCAUAUUUUUCAUUAGUAGGUCUACUAAUUAGUCAUGUAUUUAUCCAGCAAACCUAGCACUAAAUACUAUAGUUCCCACCAUUCCCACCACAUAAUGUCAGAUUUAUUGUAUUUUGCUGUUUAAUAUGCAUGAACUUUUUUUCUGUCUGCAGUACUUAUAUCACAGCUAUGCAUGAUGUCAGACUGUAAGGUGAAUGAAUCCUUCUUACGUGAGCUGCCUGUUAAAUACGCUGGACCCAGAGCAGACUGGUUUUAUAGCAGUGGAGAACUUCACCAGUCUAGCUGAGCACCAUGAGUUACAGCUGGACCCCAGUAAACUGGAGAUGCUGCUGGCGCUGGUACAGAGCAACGAACACGGACACGUCUGCUACCAGGAGCUCAUAGAACUGCUGAACAGUAAACGUUCCAGUAGUUUUCGCCGAGCCAUUGCAAAUGGGCGUCGCACCCUGCAGCGUGAGAUCCUAUUGGAUGAGACGGGGUUGGGCGUGUACAAGCGCUUCGUGCGCUACGUGGCCUAUGAGAUCCUGCCAUGCGAGACGGACCGCCGAUGGUACUUCCAUCAGAGCAGACUCUGCCCUCCUCCUGUGUUCAUGGCCAUCAUUACCAUUGUACAGAUCAUAGUGUUUAUGUGUUACGGCGUGAUGCUCAAUAAAUGGGUGUUGCAAACCUACCAGCCAGAUUUCAUGAAGAGUCCGCUGGUGUAUCAUCCCGGACACCGCGCACAAAUCUGGAGGUUCUUCAGCUACAUGUUCAUGCAUGUUGGAUUAGAGCAGUUGGGUUUCAACGCUCUUCUCCAGCUGAUGAUUGGUGUUCCUCUGGAGAUGGUUCAUGGGAUCCUGAGGAUCAGUCUGCUGUAUAUGGCUGGAGUCGUCGCUGGUUCUCUGACGGUGUCCAUCACAGAUAUGCGCGCUCCGGUGGUGGGGGGGUCCGGCGGGGUCUAUGCACUCUGCUCAGCACAUCUCGCCAACGUUGUCAUGAACUGGGCUGGUAUGAAGUGUCCAUACAAAUUGCUACGGAUGAUUCUUGCGCUUGUUUGCAUGAGUUCAGAGGUGGGCCGUGCCGUAUGGCUGCGUUUCUCGCCGCCCCUCCCCUCCUCCGGACCGCAGCCCAGUUUCAUGGCUCAUCUGUCGGGCGCAGUGGUGGGCAUCAGCAUGGGGCUUCUGAUCCUGCGGAGCUAUGAGGAGUCUCUGCAUAAACAGUGCUCCUGGUGGGUCCUCAUCUUCUCCUUCAUCACCUUCCUCCUCUUCGCCAUCUUCUGGAACAUUUUCGCUUACGAGCUGCUCGGGGUACAGAUCCCGCCCCCUCCCUGAUGACACGCCCCCUCUAGUGGCCCCCAAAAGCCACGCCCCCCUGUCCGACACAGGUCCGACCUCAAUCUACUCCGCUCGACCAGCAGUGGAGACACGGACGUAAAAACCGGAAGGUGUGAAACGAAAACACAUACUCACAUUCCCUACAGAAGCAGCGAACACAAACCGUGUGGUAUUUUUAAUGAACACUCGGAGGGAGCUCAAGGGUCCGGUGAGCUUAUCUGAACAGACCAUCAGUACGUCAUACACUCGAAACAUGCACACACACACACACACACACAUCAAAUUUGUUGUGUAUUUCAGCCCGAGGCUCAUUCAUGAUGCCUUUCUGUAUAGUUUAGAUUUGACUCAGCCUGUUAUGCAUUACAGAUGCCAUCCGUAGUAGAUGAAAUCUCACAGACUAAACACAAAGCCUUACACUUGAAGACACAGCGAGGUAGUCCUCAGUGAGGUAGGGGGUUGAUGCUGAGGUCAUCUGAUGCUGUUUGUUUUUGGAUAAUUACGGAUCGGGUUCGUUAAAAUUAUGUUUCUGAAGCUGUUUCAUGCUUUACUUUGUUCCUAAACAGACAGAAACGGAAACAUUCACUCUGUUCCAAAUCAUAGUGGGCUUUCUAUGUGGGCAGAAUGUAAUAAGUGUUACCUUUUUCCAAAUAUGAGCACAGAAUUUUCAAAAAAGCAAUUCCAGAAUGUAUUGCAACAAACUCCAAAAAUUCUAAAAAUGUUUAUAAAUAUGUUUUUUGAAAGACGUCUCUUAUCCUCAUCAAGGCUGCAUUUGUUUGAUAAACAAUACAGUAUAAAUAUGAAAUAUUAUUACGGUUUAUAAAAAAAAAUUAUAUUUGAAUGUAUUUUAACAUUUAUUUUAUUCCUGUGAUGCUCCGCUGUAUUUUCAGCAUCAUUCCUGCAGUCUUCAGAGUCACAUGAUCUUCGGAAAUCAGAAUAAUAUACUCAUUCACUGCUCAAGAAACAUUUCUGAUUAUUAUCAAUUUUGUAUAAUAAUUUUUUAUUUUUUUUUUAUUUUAUUUUAUUGAUUUUUUUAUGAAUAAAAAGUAAAAAAAACUGCAUUUAUUCAACCUUUAAAUUUUUUUUACUGUCAUUUUUCAUCAACCGAAUGCAUCCUUGCUGAAUAAAAUAAAUUUUUGACCCCUUUAGAACUACUUCAAAAUAGACAACCUAAUCUUUUUAUGCAUAUUAGAUUAUUGUUUUGUAAGUCAAAUAUGUUUUUGUAGAGCAUUUCUAAUCAAGUUCUGUUAUGAUGCAGCUGUAGAAGGGAGCUCACUUGGUUUGGGACAGACUGAAUAUCUGAAAUGUUCCAGUGAACACACAAACACAGGCCAGUGAGAGACUCAGGAGUUUUACAAGCAACUCACUAAGAAUUACUUCAGUAUUGCAGUUGUUAUGAUAACUGCCAUAACGUGAUUAAAGAUGCUUUUGAUAUAGAAACCAGUGUCACCACCACAUAUACCGAAUGUGUUGCAACUCCAGUCCCAGUAAAGCCUACAUUUUCAACAAAUGAUCAUGACUGGAUUUAUAUGAAUAAUACAACUCAAGAUCCUCGAGACAAGAUUGCAAAAAAAGAGCAUUUCAUGACCCUUAACUCUAAGACACGCAAAUAUUACAAAAUUCAGUAGUGCCAAGUUAUCAAUUGCUAAGCUGCUAAAAGAUAAUUAACGGGAAUUAAUUGAAUUGCUAAAGGAAAGAUGUGUAUAAGAUUGCUGUUCUGAGUUGAUUUCUUUUCAUUUUGGAAAAGCUUGACCGUGUGUCAGUUUAAUGUUGUGGAUUUUUAUGCCAUAGUCCUACAUUUAUAUUUAUUGAGAGUGGCUAACAGUGUUGGAUUGUGGCGUCUGUAAAGAUUGUCUGAAUUGUCUGAAACUGAAUCAUGAUGAUGAUGAUGAUGCAAAACCCGAAAUGAAAUGCAUUUACACUCACAGAAACGGAAAGUGCUGGAAGCAAAGCACAGAAUAUUAACAACACAAAUGUUUAAAUAAUAAAUUCAGCUGUGCCCAAAGGUCACACUUAUGUAACAAAACACUAAUGCUUUCCAGGGAACAUCUAAGUAAUUUGAAUAUUUUAAGGUCAGCAUGAAAUGGCACUCACAACCCAUAAAAAAAAAGGAUAUUUGAGGACAAUUGGCAAAAAACAAAGGCUUAGUGAAUACAUUUCAGUAGUAAUAAAGUAAAUCAUGUCAUUUUUGGUUUGAUGUUGACUUGAAAUGUUCUGAUCUAGCAUCCAAAAAAAACUUUAUAGACUUGAUAGAGUUCCUGUAAUAUUAAGCUGGCUGGCACUUUUAGACAGGUGAAAAAUGAAACGCUGAUGAAUAUUUAUCAGACACACGUAUAAACUGAGAAAGAGAAGAGAGAAAUGUUAUAAAAAGCUAAAAACCAUAUCGGGAUAUGUGACCGUAGAAAAUGAGAUGAGAAAGACGGGACAAAUAGCUGAUAAAAUGGAGAGAGAGCAGUGAAUGAUUGACAUAUUAUUUUUUUGAACACUCAUCAUAUGGAUGCUGAAAGUGUGUGUUUGUGUGUGUGUGUGUAGUUGCUGGUUUACAGACUGUUAUAAGCACACAUACUGUAGUCUGUAUGUGAGUGUGGGAAACACUGAACCUCGGUCUUAAAAUGUUGGGUUGUGUUCGGAGUGGAAUACUAGCGUAUUUACUGCAUACUUUGCCGUUUGUACUGUAUACUGCCUAAUAUUUGUUUUUUAUAUAUAAUGUGAAACAGUAUGCAUUUUGCAAUCAUAACAAGAUGAUCAUGUGACAUCGCUGAUUAAAUCAGCAAAUGGCAUAUAUUUAUCAUGUUUGAAAAACAAAUAUGAGAAAGUAAUGUAGUAAAAUUAACUCUUGUUGCAUUCAAAAAAAGACAAACUAAAUAUUAAAAGUUGAUUAUGUUGUUAAUUUAUUUUAAGAACUGUUAUUUUAGUAUUAUAUAUGUACUAUAGUUUAUAUUAAUAUUUUGAAGUAGCUUUUAUUUUUAGAUAGUAA